Messenger RNA from Helobdella robusta, 1035 nucleotides. RefSeq lists its product as hypothetical. The record is from RefSeq and is a predicted model, not a curated record. NCBI's taxonomy places the organism in Eukaryota, Metazoa, Annelida, Clitellata, Rhynchobdellida, Glossiphoniidae. The coding region runs from base 1 to 1035 and encodes 344 amino acids. The transcript is spliced from 5 exons.
AUGAACUUGAAAUGCAACGGCAACAGCAAGAACAGCAAUGUAUGCAUGAACUUAAAAUGCAACGGCAACAGCAAGAAAAGGAGUCAGAAAGACAGGAAAAACAACAUAUGCAUGAACUUGAAAUGGCCAGAAUACAACAAAGAAAUAACAAUAAAAAUCAUUUUUAUAGAUUCCAUCAGUUGUAAAAGAUGUUUCCUUUUAACGAGGACACCGAAUGUAUUGAUUUGUACCUGGCAAGAUUCGAGGAUUUUGGCCGUGCUUGUGAAUUGCCAGGACAUGAAUAGACUCGAAAUGAUCCAAGAUUCGAGGAUUUUGGCCGUGCUUGUGAAUUGCCAGGACAUGAAUAGACUCGAAGACAGAAAUCAGUAUCCAAUUGUGAAAGAUGCUCUUCUGAGACAAUUUGGAGCAACUGAAGAAAAAUACAGAAAAAAAUUAUUUCAUAGUGUCCCUGACCAUAAAGAUGAUCCACGUCUGUUUGUGACAAAUGUGACAAUGUACUUCGAUAGAUGGUUAGCCAUGGCAGAUGUAAAUCAAACAUAUGAAGCAAUUAGAAACUACAUAAUACUUGACACAGUAAUUAAUGCAUAUAGUGAUCAAGUCCAAGUGUUUGUGAAGGAACCUCGAAAAUUACCAAUACAGUAUAAGCCAGUGAGUAAAGUUUUUUUUGCAAAGAUUCUACAGGGCGAUGGUAAACUAGUAUUGUUCACAGCAUUUGUCAACCAAUGUAAAUGUACUACACUAAGAAACUCAGGUACAACCACUUUAUUAGUACAUCAAGAUUGUGUAGAGCCACAUUCAUACACUGGAGAGUAUGGAAACAUUAAAGAUUUCAAAGAUUGUACAAGAUCUGAUGUCAUACAGUGGCAGAAUAACCAUGAAGUAAACAGGUCCAUGGCGAUUACCAGAACACAGAGUAGAAGAGAAAAGGAUCUGAAAAAACUAGAUCAAAACUAUAGCAGCUACAAUUUAUCGCAGAACAAAUUAUGUUGGGGGUUGAUGAUGAGGAUGGAGUUGAUUGUAACAGUGAUAAGAUGA